Messenger RNA from Rhopilema esculentum, 1103 nucleotides. Its product is annotated as astacin. Gene Ontology annotation, molecular function: metalloendopeptidase activity; zinc ion binding. Gene Ontology annotation, biological process: proteolysis. The record is from RefSeq and is a predicted model, not a curated record. NCBI's taxonomy places the organism in Eukaryota, Metazoa, Cnidaria, Scyphozoa, Rhizostomeae, Rhizostomatidae.
AAAAGGACAGCACUGUAUGUUGGAUGUUUCAUUCUUCAUCAGUUACAAAGCCAAGCAUCAUCAUGAAGCACGUAGCUAUCGUCGGUCUGCUUUUGGCAGUAGUUGGUGUCAGUUAUGCACUGAAUGCUCAUGAUCGAAUUCUCAAGGCUAACCAAGACGCAAGAGAAGAAGAGCUUGCUUUUGGUUUUAGCGAACAACCACCCUUGAUUGAAGGAGACAUUGUAGAUGAUGUAGCAACGAGGCAGCAGAUUGAUGCAGAAGCGUAUGGCAUUGCCAGCACCUUUGAUGCUAUUGCAGGACGAAGGAAAUGGGAGAAUGGCGUUGUACCUUAUGUUUAUGGAUCUGUUGGCAGCAAAGCCAUCAGCGCAAUUGAGGCUGCAUUCAGAGACUACCACGCAAAAACCUGUUUGAAGUUCGUCAAGAGGACUAACCAGAGGGAUUACAUUAUUUUCAAUGCCAAAGGAGGUUGCUACUCUCACAUCGGACGCCAAGGUGGUCAGCAAGAAGUUUCCAUUGGUAGAGGAUGCGAAUACAAGGCAACAACAAUUCAUGAGAUUAUGCAUGCUAUUGGAUUCUACCAUGAACAGUCAAGAAGAGACAGAGAUAACUACAUCACGGUCAACUUCAACAACAUUGUCAAGGGCAUGGAAUACAACUUUAACAAGUACAGACAAGGAGAAGCAAGCACUCUGGGAGAACCCUAUGACAAGAAGAGCGUCAUGCAUUAUGCCAAAUAUGCAUUCAGCAAACAAUGGGGCAAAUUACAAACUAUUGUUUCAAAAUCAAACCCCAGCGAGGAACUUGGAAACGAAGUUGGAUUCAGUAGCAUAGAUCUACGUCAAAUUAACAAGUACUACUCCUGCAACGGAGGUGGUGGUGGCGGGCCUAACCCUCCUGUUACACAAGCCCCUCAACCUGGAUCAUGCUCUGACAGGUCAGAGAACUGCAGAUGGAACCUUAGCAAGUGCAACUACAAGGGCUAUGGUCAAUACUGGUGUAGAAAGAGCUGUGGGUUCUGUUAAGAACAAAAAGUUCCACUUUGAUCUUACUUCUCAAUUUUUCGAGUAAAUCGAUAUAUUUUCAUGAUAUGAGAAUGCUUUAAA